AUGCGCCAUAAUUAUAUUGUAAUAUUAAUAUUAUCUUUAUUAACGUGGACAUAUGCUGAGGAACUUUAUUCUGAUAAAUAUGAUUAUGUGAAUAUUGACGAAAUUUUAGCAAAUGAUCGUCUACGAAAUCAAUAUUAUGAUUGUUUCAUCGAUGCAGGCUCUUGUUUAACUCCGGAUUCAGUAUUCUUUAAAAGUCACAUAACAGAAGCGUUUCAAACACAAUGUAAGAAAUGUACUGAAAUUCAAAAACAAAACUUGGACAAAUUAGCAGAAUGGUUUACUACAAAUGAACCAGAAAAAUGGAAUCAUUUCGUGGAAAUAAUGAUAAAGAAAAAAGACGAAGGCGCAUAA
Messenger RNA from Apis mellifera (honey bee), 351 nucleotides. It is a transcript of the gene CSP1, whose product is annotated as chemosensory protein 1. The record is from RefSeq and is marked provisional. The coding region runs from base 1 to 351 and encodes 116 amino acids. The transcript has 2 exons. NCBI's taxonomy places the organism in Eukaryota, Metazoa, Arthropoda, Insecta, Hymenoptera, Apidae.